AUGGAAAUUAUCCCGGAUGAGAUUUUCGCACCAAGCCACUUCUUUCCACAAGUAAUCAACUCCCAAAACACUCCCAAAGCAAGAUCACGACGCCCAUGCGACCCUUGUCGUCGGCGCAAGUCAAGAUGCGAAAAACCAGAUGACCAUCAACCCUGCCUUCUGUGCCGCUUUCACCACCAGGAAUGCACAUUCAACGAGAACCCGCCACCGCGAAAACGACGAGCACUAACGAUCAACGCCAGCCCAGAGCCCAGCGAAUCUAUCCCAAAUCUACUGGCAUGUUCACCAAAUAGUCGCAGGAGCAGUACUGCUGCCUCUACAUCACCUCAGAAUGCGCCCACCACAAUCCGUCAGGAUCCACCAAUAGAUGAUUACGCGAACCUUCGUGGUCCCUCGCUUCUGAAGAAGACGCUGGGCUUGCAGACUGGUAGGCACAGCCGUCUUCUUGGAUCUACUUCAGAGUAUGAAAAACUCCUACUUGCAUAUGAACCAACUCAAGGCCCCCAAAAUCCCGGUUCGUCUGCUGGACCGUCUACGUUGAAGCGAGUAGAAGACAUAGGCGCCACAACAUUCAUCUCAUUGCCCGAUGUUGGCUCACUCAACCACCAGCAUGAUAUGCCAGAUCUAGACGCGAUUGAAAUAGCUGUCGCGCCUCAUGGAUCCGCUCUGAUCCACCUGUACUUCCGGAUUGUCCACCCUAGUUUUCCCAUAUUGCAUAAGAAAGUCUUUCUAGAAAAGUAUGCACGCACGCAUAGGGAGUUUUCGCCGCCUCUCCUUGCUGCAGUUUAUCUACUAGCUCUAGACUGGUGGUCGUAUUCGAGUGAGUUGGCCUCGCUACCGAAACCGGAUGUGGCUUAUCUCGAGGAGCUAGCCAUGAAAUCGUAUAGUAAUAUCAUCCACCGGCCCAAGCUCUCGACCAUACAGGCAGGUUUACUGCUUCUCCAGCGACAUGAGGGGAAAAGCUGGGCGAUGACGACGCAACUUGUUGGCCUUGCUCAGGACAUGGGUCUCCACCUCGAUUGCACAGAGUGGCACAUUCCAAGCUGGGAGCGGGGGCUUCGAAAGCGCCUGGCGUGGGCUGUAUACAUGCAGGACAAAUGGGGCUCUCUCAUCCAUGGCCGACCCUCGCACAUCACGCCAUCAGACUGGGAGGCGCAACCACUCAACGAAUACGACUUCCCCGAAAAUGCUGCAGACGAAGACGAUGAAGAUGGAAGCACAGAAGUGGAGAAGGGUCGCGUCUUAUUCUGCUACAUGGUCGAGCUCACAAAAAUUCUGGCAAGAAUUCUAACAACUUUUUACACGAUCAAGGCUGAACGCGAGUUUGCAUGCCGUGGAAGUGAAGGCGUGCGCUCGCUUCUCGACACUGCAAAGCCGCUGCAGCUUGCCCUGCGUCAAUGGUAUGCCGACAUGCCGCCAACUCUCAAAAUGCAAGAUAUUGCUGCGAGGAAACUUUCUAGUGUAGGCUAUCUUCAUCUCGGCUACUAUGCCGUUGAAAUGACGUUACAUCGGCGCAUCAUCCGCUCUUUGUCGUCGGCAGACGAUGCAGAGCUGUGCUUCAUUUGCCGGCAAGCAGCACAAACACGACUCACUUCAGCCAUGAGAUUUGUUCAAUCUCUACGACCCGAGCACCAUCAAUCAUUCUGGUACUCUGCGUCAAAGUACAACUUUGUCCUCAUCGGCUCGUUUAUAUCCCUUCUGUGGGUGACAUCCAAUACUGAGGACGAAGCAGCCCAGUACCGAAAGAAGCUAGAUGAAUACAAGUGGAUGCUGCGCCUGUCGAGUAAAUCGGCAGAUUUUCUCGGGUCUGCACUGACGCUGCUCAACAAUUCGACUGUCGCAUUGGUGAACAAAGUGGCUGAAAAUCUCGAUACUCGCGGAGAAAAGACAGCCGGUCUGCUGGUGGCGAGAGAUGCAGCUUCUGCGGCAGCGGGCCUUGCUCAUUUGGAUACAGUUCGAUCUACGCCUCCUGAUUUAGCGCUCGCUGGGGCCGAGGUCCGUGACAGCACUAGAGGCACGCCUCUUGAUGGAAACAGCAUGGACGAGCACUCGUGGUUCCAAGCGCUGACGGAAGGCGAGUUCCAUGGCGCAUAA
This is a messenger RNA of Bipolaris oryzae ATCC 44560, 2094 nucleotides long. RefSeq lists its product as uncharacterized. The record is from RefSeq and is a predicted model, not a curated record. Bases 1 to 2094 code for a protein of 697 amino acids. Gene Ontology annotation, biological process: DNA-templated transcription. Gene Ontology annotation, cellular component: nucleus. Lineage: Eukaryota; Fungi; Ascomycota; Dothideomycetes; Pleosporales; Pleosporaceae. The transcript has a single exon. Gene Ontology annotation, molecular function: DNA binding; zinc ion binding; DNA-binding transcription factor activity, RNA polymerase II-specific.